This is a messenger RNA of Archocentrus centrarchus (flier cichlid), 3099 nucleotides long. It is a transcript of the gene clcn1a, whose product is annotated as chloride channel, voltage-sensitive 1a. Gene Ontology annotation, biological process: chloride transport; transmembrane transport. Bases 16 to 3099 code for a protein of 1027 amino acids. NCBI's taxonomy places the organism in Eukaryota, Metazoa, Chordata, Actinopteri, Cichliformes, Cichlidae. The transcript is spliced from 25 exons. Gene Ontology annotation, cellular component: plasma membrane. The record is from RefSeq and is a predicted model, not a curated record. Gene Ontology annotation, molecular function: voltage-gated chloride channel activity.
AGUGACAGUGUGUCAAUGGCUGCAGAUGCGUCGGAAAGGAAGGCUCUCAGAUACAAGCAAACCCUGCUCUAUGGGGAGUACCAGGAAAACCAAGGAGGCUCCAGCAGACGGGAGGCCACGCGCCUGCUGACAGAGAGACAGAUCAAGAAACAUGGCAACCAUCACCGCAGCCACGCAAGGACACGACAUGGACACGGUCGCCGUGGCCAGAAUGGAUACCACAGUCGCCAUCAGUACAGCUACCACAGCAGGCAAAGGAACAGGCGUCACUCCAACAUGGAGACUGAUGCUGCUGAUGAGCAACCAGCUGAGCCCGACCUCACGUCCUCUGUGAAGAACAAGCGCUCCUACUCCAAGUGUAGAGACUGCAUAGCACGAGUGCAGAGAUUCCUCGUGACCAGGUUGGGAGAGGACUGGAUCUUCCUGGUUCUCCUGGGCAUCACAAUGGCACUGGUCAGCUGGACAAUGGACUAUGCCAGUGCAAAGAGCCUACAAGCGUAUAAAUGGAUUCACGGGGAGCUGAAGGGGAACAUCCCCCUGCAGUACCUGGCCUGGGUAGCCUACCCCCUGAUGUUCAUCCUGUUCUCCUCCCUCUUCUGUCACCUGGUUUCUCCUCAAGCUAUUGGUUCGGGGAUCCCGGAGCUGAAGACCAUCCUCAGAGGUGUGGUGCUGAAGGAAUAUUUGACUCUCAAGGCCUUCAUUGCCAAAGUCAUCGGGCUGACAGCUGCUCUGGGCAGCGGCAUGCCUGUAGGCAAAGAGGGCCCUUUUGUUCACAUUGCCAGCAUCUGUGCUGCAGUUCUCAGCAGAUUCAUGUCUUUCUUUUCUGGAGUUUAUCAGAAUCCAUACUGUUACACAGACAUCCUGACGGUCGGCUGUGCUGUUGGGGUGGGCUGCUGCUUUGGUACUCCACUCGGAGGUGUGCUCUUCAGCAUAGAGGUAACAUCCACAUACUUUGCUGUAAGAAACUACUGGAGAGGAUACUUUGCUGCUACAUUUAGUGCCUUCAUAUUCAGAGUGUUAUCGGUGUUUAACAAAGAUGCAGUAACCAUCACCGCCCUGUUCAGGACUAACUUUAGGAUGGAUUUCCCUUUUGACCUGCAAGAGCUGCCAGCAUUUGCCAUCAUUGGGAUCUUCUGCGGGUUCCUCGGUGCGUUCUUCGUCUACCUCAACAGGCAGGUGGUGCUGUUUAUGAGAAGACCCAACGCCAUGACCCGCUUCCUGACUAAACACCGGCUGGUUUUUCCUGCUGUGGUUACACUGGUCAUCGCCACCUUGACCUUUCCACCUGGAUUUGGACAGUUCAUGGCAGGAGAGCUGAUGCCCAGAGAGUGCAUCAACUCUCUGUUUGACAACUUUACAUGGACAAAGAUUUCAGGGUCCCCCCCACCGGUCGGUCUGGGCCGCUCUGCUGCCUGGCUGCACCCUGAUGUCAGCGUCUUUGUCAUCCUAGUGCUCUUCUUCCUCAUGAAGUUCUGGAUGUCUGCCGUGGCCACCACCAUGCCCAUCCCAUCCGGAGCUUUCAUGCCGGUCUUCAUACUCGGAGCAGCAUUUGGCAGGCUGGUGGGGGAGAUCAUGGCCACGCUGUUUCCUCACGGGAUCGUGUUUGAUGGCAUCCUUUACCGCAUCAUCCCUGGAGGGUACGCAGUCAUUGGAGCGGCAGCGUUGACCGGGGCUGUGACUCACACAGUGUCCACGGCGGUUAUCUGCUUCGAGCUGACAGGUCAGAUCUCCCACAUCCUGCCCAUGAUGGUGGCAGUAAUCCUGGCCAACAUGGUGGCCCAGGGCCUGCAGCCCUCCCUCUAUGACUCCAUCAUCCAAGUCAAGAAGCUCCCGUACCUGCCAGAACUCGGCUUUGGACACAUGAGCCAAUACAACAUCUUUGUAGAAGACAUCAUGGUGAGGCAGGUGAAGUUUAUAUCAUCUCAGUCCACAUACCGAGAAGUCAAGCUCCUGCUGGACUCCACCUCUCUCAAAUCAAUCCCCCUGGUCGACUCCAAAGAUUCUAUGAUCCUACUGGGCAGCAUUGACAGGGUGGAGCUUCUGGCUCUCUGUGAUUGGUGGUUGUCACCAGAAAGAUGGUUCCUGAUGCAGGGUCCGCUAUUGCUCGAGCAGAAUGAGUCUCAGAAGCACAGCUGGGAGUCCCUCGCCUUUGUAGACGAAGAGGAGGAAGAGGAUGGAGAGAAGGGUAGUCCAGUGCAGGAGGAGAGAAAUGGUCCCCUGCCUCCUUCGAAGCCUCAGGAGCCUUCCUCUAACCACACUGCUCCUGCUCCUGAAAAAUCUUCUCUGCAGUCUGUGAGGAAAACACUCAGGAAUAUCUUCACCUCUAAGAGCAGGCAGACAGAGGGGCAGUCUCAGGAGCCUUGUCCUCCUCCUUCGCUGUCAGACACAAUGACACCAGAAGAGAUUAAAGCGUGGGAGGAGGCAGAGAUGGACAAGCCGAUGGAAAUCGAUGAGAUACGAGUGGACCCUUCCCCUUUCCAGCUGGUGGAGAGAACAUCUUUACACAAGACCCACACCUUAUUCUCACUGCUCGGGCUAAGUCAUGCUUAUGUGACCAGUACUGGCAAACUGGUGGGGGUGGUGGCACUGAAAGAGCUCCAGAAGGCCAUCGAAGGCUCCACGCGCUCUGGUGUUCGGCUCCGCCCCCCUCUGGCCAGCUUUCGUGAUAUCACCAACCACAACUCAGUCUCUAAACCUCCACCUUCAUCUCCCACCACCCCUUCUUCUCCAUCCUCCACCUCUUCUCCCUCACCCGAAAUUGUUGCUCAGCCUCCGCCCCCCUCUCCCCCUCACCACCUCCACCCUCAUCAUCACAGCCACGAGAAUGAAACAGAGGUGUGGAUCGAGGGUGGGAUGGGGGAGGUGGAGGAGAGCAGCAGUAGUGCUUCAGGGAGCGGCAGCAGCACGGUGGCCUGCAGCUCGGCCAGCAGGAGUUACAGCUACAACAGCAACCUCACCCUCCCUCCUUCUUCUACUCCUCCCCCAGUCCCUUCUUCUUCCACUCCUCCUCCUUCUCCUCCUCUGUCCUCUAUCCCCCUCUCCACCCUACAGAGACUCUUUGAGGGGGAUGAGGACAGCGAUGAUGAGCCGAUGGUUUAG